GUGUGUAUGGUGACGUGAUGAGAGUGAAGAUCCUGUUCAACAAGAAGGAGAAUGCUCUGGUUCAGAUGUCUGACAGCACACAGGCUCAGCUAGCCAUGAGCCACCUGAGCGGCCAGCAGCUGCACGGGAAGUCUCUGCGCAUCACGCUGUCCAAACACACCAGCGUCCAGCUUCCCCGCGAAGGCCACGAGGACCAGGGUCUAACCAAAGACUACAGUAACUCCCCCCUGCACCGCUUCAAGAAGCCCGGCUCCAAAAACUACUCUAACAUCUUCCCACCAUCUGCCACCUUACACCUCUCCAACAUCCCCCCGUCUGUGGUUGAGGACGACCUAAAGAUGCUGUUUUCCAGCUCAGGAGCCACGGUCAAGGCCUUUAAGUUCUUCCAGAAGGACCACAAGAUGGCUCUGAUCCAGAUGGGCUCAGUGGAGGAGGCCAUCGAGUCCCUCAUUGAGUUUCACAACCAUGACCUGGGCGAGAACCACCAUCUGCGGGUCUCCUUCUCCAAGUCCUCCAUCUGAGCCUCAGACUUUAGCAUCUGAAUCCUCCACGCUCCUCCGAGAGUGUACUCAACGGUGUCCACUACACUCCGAUCAUUCCAACGCAUGUCUGCAGAAACCACCGUGAAGUCUGGUGUGGUGUUAAAUUAUUUUUGUAGGUUUUUUUUUUUUUGCCUUCAAAGAGGAUUAGGGUCCGUUCUGAGGUCACUGGUGGAAGUCAGAAUUCUGCCUUUAAUCUCAGAAGCAGUAAUUCUCAGAUUGUAGUCAGAAUUCGGACUCGUAUUCGUGUCCUCCUUGUUUUGAGUUGAUACCUUGUAGCCACUCUUGCCUUUUGACUUCAAUUCCAGAAUCAAGGAAUUAAAGUCAGCCUUCUAAAUUAAUUACUCGGGACUGGAGUUGUCUUCAGAAUUCUUCUUUAAUCUCAGAUUCCCAGUGGUUUUCCUGUGGUCCUAAUCCUCUUCUUUGAAGUUUCCCCUCUGAGGUAACACUUCGGUCUUUAAAAUAUCAGCUCUGACAGUUUGGGAAGUCACACAUUUACCCUCAAACUGUCAGAUCUUAGCCCGGGCCUUGUUAAGAAAGGCUUGGUUUAGCCUUCAGAUGAUCCCUGUGCCUUAUUCCUGGAGUCAGAGUGACCUCGACUUUGACAUGUUUAAAAGAAAAUUUUUAAAAAAAUCUCCCAUCAUGCCUCUGUAAAUUGGCAAAGAACAGGUUUACAGUUGGUAAAGGUUUACUGUUGAUGAGAUGUAUUACAGAUAUAUACAUAUUUUCUGUGUAUUUUAUUGGUGUUUUCAGUCCUUUAUGUUAGUGUUUUGUACUGCUGGUUACUGUAGCGUCAAACAUGUGAACUGAUUCUGUUUUAGCGGGUUUGCUGGGUCUUUAGUCCUAGAUGCAAUUCUCUUUUUCCUAUUCCUUUUUGAUUUCUUUAUUUCCAUGUAUGCAAUCAUGUUUUAUUCAAAUCAAAUAUUGUAGCAAUAUUUUAAUCAUUCCUGAACUUUUAUUUGUUGGGUUUUUGGUGUCUUGGCGAGCUCGGCGGUUCUUCCCGCCGCUCCGCAGCCUUUUACAAUCCGCAGACGAAUGUUGUUUUGUUUGUUUGGUGUUCUGUUGGAUUUGUGAAUCAUGAUGUUAGCUUGUAUUUUCUGUCGCGUUGCUCCUCUCAACGGUUUUAUUUAUAAAAGUUUGUGAUCCACUACAGCUGAAACCAAAAACGGCCUUCUAGAUGCAAACAAAUCCGCCUGCCUCAGGUUUCUGGUUUUAAAGACUUAAAACACAAUUAUGGUGAACUUUAGGCUCUGUUGGUGUUUUCCUGUGGGAAUCUUUUUAUUGAUUUCUCUACCGCUUCACUGGAUUCAGCCCACCAGUGCGACUUCAGUCUCUAUUGUUAAACCAGAUGUAAAGUGGAGUGCCUUCAACGCAGCGCUGAGUCGUACAUCAGGUGUCAAUUCCUCUUAAUUCUGAAAGUUUGACGGAGAAUAAGCCCCGCAGCCGUCAGAACCGUACUGAAACCAGAAGCUGGUUUGGUUUAUCUGUGUGUCUUAAUAUUAUUACGUCGACAUUCCAGCCGCUCACACGUCCACCUGAACAGACAUGGUGCAUUCAAAACACCCGGGAGGUUCGGUAGAUGGGAUUAUGAAACUAGACCUCUUCCUCUUUGAUUUCCAGAACAAACUGAAGUCCUGUCUCAUUCCAGAAGCUCCGAGAAGGUUUCCUUCUACCUGAACUCCAGUUCUCGUAACGUUGGUCUGUCCCAGAUGAAAGUUAAACAUCUGCCAGUGGAUUUAGAGUUUUGGUGGUCUUGCAACACCAGAUGGGAGAUCUCGGUGCAUACCAAUCCUAGUAGAUGCUUGAACAGCUGCUAAGGAAUGUACGCCCUUACUCAAGGACGCGCCUUUCAUUAAAAUGCUCUCCCUCCAUUCUCCAAUCCUUGUUUCCUGAGUGAAACACAGAUAUGGCGCAGAGAGCACAACUAGCACCUCGCAUGUCACCGCCCUGACAGAUGAAGCAUGAAACGUCUCGUCGCUGGGUGGUUUUCCACCGACUUGCUGGCAGAACUUUAGUCUCUAUUGAGUUGGGUUCAUGGUUUUAGGGACCAAAAACGGCCUUUGUCAGAUAUUCAGGAUCAAAUUGAUGACUGUGUAUAAACCAGCCAAUCAGAAUCCAGCAGGAAAUGGUGCAGAAUCUAUGCUUUUGUUGCUAUCUUAUAUUUUUAAUCUCCAACUCCAGACUGAAUGCAACGUUUUUUUAAAAUAUUUCUUUGUUGAAUUUCUGCAAACGACAACUGCAGUUUGAUCGUGGAUCAGUUUUUAAUAAAGAGGUUAACUGUGACAAAGGACUCUGGGCUCCUGCUUGUUGGUGGUUCUGGGGGAGGAUUGGGGUUAACCUCCUUCAGUUGCGCCGCCCGGCUGCAGAGGUCACUGUUGUGCUUUGGACUCAGUGAGCAGUUUCAGUUCGUCCCACAUUACGUCUGCGUACAGUAAGAAUUUGAAAUAACACAAAAUACAUUUGAAUAAACGGACAAAACACAGAUCGACUGUAACGCCACACGGGAAAACGUCCCAGUGGUCCUCAGCGAGUCCCAAACAGAUGUGAGCAGCUGUUUCUCCCAGAUGGACCAAUGAGAGCGCUCCUCCUGGAUGUAAAUAGUUUAUUUAUUAUCCGAUCUGCUGUCAACAGAAACCACAAACACAGGACACGUUUACAUCUGUCAGUCUUUCCCAGGUGACUUGAAUGCAUCACAGACCUUCGGCGUUGGGUGAGACGGGUGAGGCAGGACUGGGACCAGUGGGUCAGUAAGAGG
Molecule: messenger RNA, 3294 nt
Organism: Morone saxatilis (striped sea-bass)
Lineage: Eukaryota; Metazoa; Chordata; Actinopteri; Moronidae
Product: polypyrimidine tract-binding protein 1-like
Biological process (GO): mRNA processing; regulation of RNA splicing; regulation of cell differentiation
Cellular component (GO): nucleus
Molecular function (GO): mRNA binding
Source: RefSeq, a predicted model, not a curated record